Molecule: messenger RNA, 3189 nt
Organism: Erythranthe guttata (spotted monkey flower)
Lineage: Eukaryota; Viridiplantae; Streptophyta; Magnoliopsida; Lamiales; Phrymaceae
Product: chaperone protein ClpB1
Biological process (GO): cellular response to heat
Cellular component (GO): cytoplasm
Molecular function (GO): ATP hydrolysis activity; ATP binding
Source: RefSeq, a predicted model, not a curated record
CAAAUGGUCUUAAACUAUAGAAUAACAUUUUCAUGAUUCUCGGUCAAAGUCAAAGAUUCUUUAAUAAGGAGACGAAGAGAAACACAAUCUUCGUGGAUUGUUCGAAUAAUUAGAUCAAAUUAGAGACUGUGAAUUAUUUGCUCAAAUCACAUGCGCUCGUGUACAAGGCGGAGUUAGGGUUCCGGCGGGGUAAUCGAUGGAGGAGAAUGCGGCGGUGAUGCUGAACGGAGCGAAACCGAAGCUGCAGAAGAAGUACGGCGUUAGUAUUUCCGCCGCCGCUGUUGAUCUCGCCGUUCGCGGCCUUAAACCCUUCGCUUCCGAACUAUACCCCGAGGAUGGACCUCCACAAAAAUGUGUCCGAAUCCUGGAGGAUGCAUGCAAGUUGGUGCAAACAAAAUUCGGAAAUUUCGGUGACGAGAUUGAGUUCAAUGAGAAAGUAUACGAGCUGGGCCGAAGCGUUGUCGAACUAAUUGAAUUAUACAGGGAUAACAGCUUCGAUAGCCGAUUUUGGGUGGAUCGGUUGAGGUCGGAACGUGAUUCCGCUUCGAUUCACAUGAAUGACUUUAUAACCAGAUGGGACUUCAUCAGAAGUCCUCUCUUCGGUGAUACAAGUACUGAAAAUUUUCGAUCUUUAAGGGACCAUGCCGCUUCUUUUAACUGGACAGAAACAAAUCUUAAUGAAGUGGUUGGAGCGGUCGAUCAGUUUCUUGUCGAUACACGACGAAGCCAAGUUCUUCGUUUCAAGUCUCUCUUGACAGUCGAGGCUUGUCAUGUUGCCGAGGUAAUAAGCAGGCUGACUGAUGUCCCGCUUACUCAGAUUAUCCCAUCCAAUAUUAACAAUCACAAGAAAAAAGCCAUUGAAAUGACGAACAAGAGGGUUGUGAAUCAAGAACGCGUGGUUAAUGAAAUUUUUGAAAUUUUAGCCUCGAAGAAGCCGAUAGUUACGAAGCGCCCUAGGGGUUCGUUUCUCCUUGUGGGCCCCACUGGAGUUGGUAAAAGGGAGAUUGCAAAGGCCGUUGCGCUUCAUUGGUAUUGUGAUGCAAGCAGGCUUGUAGAGAUAGAUAUGUCGGAAUACACAGAGCCUCCAAUGAAAUCAUCACCAACUUAUGAUUUAUCUGAGUCGUGGUCAAAGAGCAAACAUCAGCAUCUGAGGAAUCGUCUUAACGAAGUUGUGGCAAAUCGCCCUUAUUCGGUUAUUCUUCUAGACAAAAUCGAUAAGGCUUCCUUCGAUACUGUAACGAGGGUUCUCCUUCCUAUUUUGAGUGAUGGUAGUGCAGAAAGUGUUGACUUCUCUAAGUGUAUUAUUUUCAUGACUUCAAGUGUGGGAUCCGAUCAACUUGUAUCAUCUUGUGCAUGCUAUAAUCGGGAUGAAGUUCGUUGGAAACGAUUUUGUAGUAAUCCCCUAGAAUUUUAUAAGAACCAUGAUUGUACCUUCAAGGACAGCGAUCGUGCAAGAGUUCUCAUCGAGGCGACAAAAAUCAUCGGUGCUGAUUUGCUACUUUCACUUGAUAAAAUUCUUGUCGUGGGGAUGUUCCACAAUAAGAUGGCUGUUGCAAGGCUGUUGCUCCGGGAAAUUAUUAGAGAGAAUUAUGGAGAAAGUUUGGUCGUACAUGCCUCUAAUGCUGCACUCGAUUUGUUAUUUCUCAGGGCACGGAAACAGCGUCUUGGAGUAGGUGGAAAGGCGAUCAAACAAGCACUGAUUAAGUAUGUUAUUUCACCGUUAUCAGCCGCAAACCUUCUUAGUAAUGUUUUUGUAUGCGUCGACACAUUUGUCGGGACAUCGAAACUAUCAUUUAGAGCUCAACCACAUGGACGCAGCGCGGCUGAUUUGUACUUCAAGUUCAAAGCUGGAACAUUUGACAUAUUUAUUGCCGAUUUAAAGAUGAAGAUGGAAGCAGUGAACAAGAUAUUUCACUUGCGGAGUGAAUUCUUUGACUUAUCAGAAUCUGGUCAAAGUUUAUCUCCGCUGAAGGAGUUAACAUUAGAAACAUGCGAUCGGCUAUUAAGUUGCUUCAUGUCUCCUACGCCACAGCUAGUAUGUGUAGAUAAAGAGGUAGCGCCAUACGAUCUUCCUUCAGUUGAAGAGAAGCUCAAAUUCAAAUCUAUUUACAGAUCAUUAAAAAGAAAAAAAACUAGUAUUGCCAAAGCCACCAGUACUAUAGUAGAUGUUCUUGUGGAGAUGAGUGACAGUUCAUUUGAUUUUUCGAAUUCGCCACGUCGAAAUUAUAUGUUUGAAGGUCUGAACCAAAAGGCUAAAACAAAGCUGAUUGGAUGCCUAAGCGAAUCACUGGGCGACUCGUUUUUCACGUAUAUCAAAUUAGACGAGAACUACCAAGGUGGUAAGGAAGGGAAGAAGUCUCUUAUUGGUAAAGUGAAGGAUAAUCCAUGCAUGGUUGUGUUGAUCGAUGGAGUCGAAUUUGCUGAUGUCAGUUUUUAUAAGGGUUUGCUGAAGAUCUUCGAUAAAGGUAUUUUGGACAAUGUUGAUUUCCGGAGAAGUAUUAUCAUACUCACAUCGGAGAUGGGCAAUAAACGUAGAAUUGCUGCUGCAUUUUUUAAAGAUAGAAGUAUUUCUAUUGUGAAUCAGGGUGUGAAAAUAACAAGAUUUAGGACUGAGUUGUUAUACCGGUUGGAUGGAAUAAUGUUUUUCGAUCCGGUUAAACCUGAAAACGGAGGCAUUCAUUGCGUGCACGGCAAUAGCUACAUGAAAAAUUCCCAAAUGCCGUUAUCUACGUUUCUUUGUCGGUUGUUUGAAGCACGAUUUUCCCGUAGCCCUUUACUUCCCUUUUAUAUUUAGAGACUUUCAGGGUUGUUAAAUUUGUAUAUUUAUAUGUCUAUUUUGUUUCGAUGCUACACUCGAUUAUAUUCACCGGGUGUCUCCCCUACUUCUGUAAUUAUUUUCAUACUUAGAAUAUGCUGAUUACUGGUGUUAUUCUAAAUAUUAAUUAAUAUUAAUUAGAAAUUGAGCUUAUGUCUUAUUACCAUCUCAAUAAUAUUGUAUUGAGGUAAUAAUAUUUUGUUUACAUUGAGAAGUUGAUUCAGUUUACUCAAAAAAAAAAAGUUGAUUCAGUUAUUAAUGAUAACUCUUUACUUUAUAUCCUCAAUUUCGACUGUGUGUUUAUUAUUGUGGCGAAAAAAAGAAUUACAUAGUAAUUACUAAUUGAAUUAGUUAUUAAAUUAACCAAAUAAUUA